Molecule: messenger RNA, 432 nt
Organism: Emericellopsis cladophorae
Lineage: Eukaryota; Fungi; Ascomycota; Sordariomycetes; Hypocreales; Bionectriaceae
Product: MAPEG family protein
Exons: 4
Coding region: 1-432 (143 amino acids)
Cellular component (GO): endoplasmic reticulum; membrane; nuclear envelope
Molecular function (GO): glutathione peroxidase activity; glutathione transferase activity
Source: RefSeq, a predicted model, not a curated record
AUGCCUUUCACUCUGCAGUUGCCCGACGAAUAUGGCUCCACGUUCCUUCUGAACACCUACCACUUCUACCUUACAAGCACGAGCCGCAGGGCCAGCGGGGUCGCGUAUCCUGCUCCCUACGCUUCGGAUGAGCAGAUUGCCAAGAACCCCAAGGCCUUCACCUUCAACUGCGCCCAACGUGCUCACGCCAACUUCAUCGAGAACCAGCCCUCCUUCCUUGGUGCCCUCGCCAUUUCUGGCCUUCGCUUCCCCAUGGCAUCAGCCGUGCUCGGCGCGACGUGGGCUUUUGGCCGCCUCGCGUAUGUCAUUGGCUACACCAGCAGCGCCGGUCCCAAGGGCAGAGUCUUCGGUUUCCUCGUGUCGGCCUUGUCCGACAACGCCCUGAGAUUGAUGGCCAUGUACGCCUCGGUCAUGUACGUUAUGGAUCAGUAA